Telopea speciosissima is the source of this 1943-nucleotide messenger RNA. RefSeq names its product probable LRR receptor-like serine/threonine-protein kinase At3g47570. Bases 1 to 1923 code for a protein of 640 amino acids. NCBI's taxonomy places the organism in Eukaryota, Viridiplantae, Streptophyta, Magnoliopsida, Proteales, Proteaceae. Gene Ontology annotation, biological process: protein phosphorylation. Gene Ontology annotation, molecular function: protein binding; ATP binding; protein kinase activity. The transcript has 2 exons. The record is from RefSeq and is a predicted model, not a curated record.
AUGGGGAACCUUGUAGGCUUACAAUUCUUGGGCCUAUCUGAAAACUUACUACAAGGAAGUAUUCCAACUUCGAUUGGGAGACUUCAAAUGCUACAGGGAUUGAGUUUAUAUGGAAACAGAUUCACAGGGUCAAUCCCUUCUUCUCUUGGUAACUUGACACUAUUGAUUGAGCUCUAUUUAGGUGAUAAUCGCUUGCAAGGUAAAAUACCUUCAAGUCUUGGAAAUUGCAAAUAUUUGUUAAACUUGGAACUUUCCGGUAAUUCUUUCAACGAUAUCAUCCCCAAAGAGAUAUUUGAUCUUUCCAUGUUAGUAGAGUUGAACUUGAGUAUAAAUUCUUUUUUUGGGUCUUUACCUUUGGAAGUGGGUCGACUUUCCACUCUUGAAAUUCUAGACGUUUCUAAGAAUAUAUUGUCUGGGAAAAUCCCUAGCACCCUUGGUGCUUGUACAAGCCUGGAGCACCUUUUUAUGGGGAGUAACUUAUUUCAAGGAUCCAUACCAUUGUCUUUGAGUUCUCUAAGAGGCCUUCAAGAUUUAGAUCUUUCACAUAACAACUUAUCUGGUUUUAUCCCAAAAUAUUUGGGUACAUUUAAGUUGUUACAAAAGUUAAAUUUAUCAUUUAAUCAUUUUGAGGGUGAGGUAUCAACGAAUGGAGUAUUUAGAAAUUUGAGUGCAAUUUCAGUCAUUGGAAACAAUAAGCUUUGUGGAGGUAUACCAGAACUUCAUUUGCUUGCAUGCCAAACUCAAAAGUCAAAAGAAGAUGGCAGACAUCAUGUUUUCAAGUUGAUAGUCAUCAUAUGUGGUUGUGGGGCCUCUCUAUGUUUGAUUUCUAUGACAUUCUUUUUCAUUAUCUACCGCAGAAGAAAUAGAAAGAAAGAUUCCACUUCAUUUUUUAUCGAGGGUCGUCAUCUUAAGAUCUCUUAUGCCCAACUCCUUAAAGCUACCGAUGGAUUUUCUUCUGCAAAUUUGAUUGGAGUGGGGGGUUUUGGUUCUGUGUACAAAGGAGUUCUCAAUUCCGGAGAAACUAUUGUUGCAGUAAAGGUACUCAAUAUUAAACAAAGAGGUGCUUCCAAGAGUUUCAUGGCUGAAUGUGAAUCCCUUAGAAACAUCAGACAUCGUAAUCUUGUAAAAAUCUUAACAUCUUGCUCAAGUAUAGAUUUCGAAGGCAAUGAUUUCAAGGCUUUAGUAUAUGAGUUCAUGCCCUGUGGAAAUUUGGAGAGGUGGUUACAUCCACAUACAAAUAGCAUACAAGAUGAACAAAGGCAUUUAAACCUUGUUCAAAGAUUGAAUAUUGCAAUUGAUAUGGCAAUAGCAUUGGAUUAUCUUCACCACCAUUGUCAUACGCAGAUUAUUCAUUGUGAUCUAAAGCCAAGCAAUAUUCUUCUGGAUGGUGAUUUGACUGCACAUUUGGGUGAUUUUGGGAUAUCAAGAAUUCUUUCAAAAGCCACAAGUAGAUCUCAAAAUCACACGAGCUCAAUUGAAAUAAAGGGAUCUAUUGGAUACAUUGCACCAGAGUAUGGUGCAGGUGUCGACGUUUCAACGCAUGGAGAUGUCUACAGUUAUGGGAUUCUCUUAUUAGAGAUAUUCACAGGGAAGCGGCCUACUCAUGAAAUGUUCAAAGAUAACUUUAAUCUUCACUAUUAUGCUGAGAUAGCUUUGCAUGAUGGAGUGAUGGCAGUCGUCGACCCAUCACUUCUCUCCAUAGAAGAAGAUGAAGAAAAUGCAGUAACAACUGUAACAGACAUCACUGGAAGUCGAAGAUGCACGAAGGAUAGAGUGCAACAGUGCCUUAACUCAGUUAUUAGAAUUGGAGUUGCCUGCUCAACUGAAUCACCAUUUGAUCGAAUGGACAUAAAUGAUGUGGUAAAAGAAUUACAUAUGAUCAGGGACAUUUAUCUAGGAAUUGGCAUUCACCGAGAAAGAUGAACUAUAAUAAGGGCUAUGAA